Messenger RNA from Lytechinus pictus (painted urchin), 2896 nucleotides. RefSeq lists its product as uncharacterized. The coding region runs from base 445 to 1233 and encodes 262 amino acids. Gene Ontology annotation, cellular component: plasma membrane. The record is from RefSeq and is a predicted model, not a curated record. The transcript is spliced from 5 exons. Lineage: Eukaryota; Metazoa; Echinodermata; Echinoidea; Temnopleuroida; Toxopneustidae.
AGGUGUUUCCUUGUUAUCAGCGGCGGAGUGUCUUUAUUCGGCAGACCAGUUUAAAAGUACUUUGACAGCAUGUGCCGGCCCUUGGAUAUUCAUGGAUAUCCUGGUCUGCUAAUAGCAUCAACAAGCAUCGAUGUGAAUAGAUGUACAUGAAUCUAUUACAUAAUAACAUAAUAGAAAACAUCAGUUAAUAUAUUAGUGGAAGAAAGUGAUACGCAAAAAGAACACGAGAAAUUCGAACGCAAUAGAUUUUGAUGGGUAUGCAUUUUUUCGGCAAACUUGUGUUUUUAUCUGAAACAACCUGGUUUGCAAAGCAGGUUGAUUAACGAGGAUACUAAUAGACGGGACUGAAGAAAGGGAUGCCUUUGGCUCUUCGCAUGAGGUGGAUGUUAAGAAAUCAGAAAUUUGUGGAGUUUAUGCGCUGAGACGGUAAAAAAAGUUUAGAUUAUGGAAACGAGCCAUGCUUAUCGUUCCUUUCUAUGGGUUCUUUGGAUUUUGAUUCAGACGUCACUUGUGGAAGGCCAAACGGAAGAUGAAUGCUUUAUUGGAUGCUUUAGGGAUAACGAGGGAGAUCGGGCUUUACCAGUUCGUAUUAUUCAGACCGUGCUUAGAUCAAGCGAUUUCACAGUCGAAAAAUGCAUUGAUCAAUGCAUUGCUUUGAGCAUGGUAUAUGCCGGAGUGCAGUACCAAGACGAAUGCUACUGUGGGGACGCCAGUACAGACUACGAUCGCCAAGGUGAACUGCCUCUGGAUGACUGCAGAGUGUUCGCAUGUCCUGGAAACCAGAACCAAUAUUGUGGGGGUAUCGGUGCGCUUCUUGUCUACAAUAUAACAGUGACAAUGUCAUCACAAACAACUACUACAGAGCUAUCAUCUAGGGCAUCUGACUCAUCUAUUACCCGAAGGACAUCAAAUACAUAUUCAACAGCUUUGUAUGCUGGCCUUGGUGGUGGAGGAGCGACUAUCGCGAUACUUAUCAUCGGAGUCAUCGCUAUCGUCAAUUACAAAAAGCGGAGGGUAUCAUCUCAAACCAACGUGGUACCGCCAGACAAGCCUUACAUGGAUCUCGAACCAACGACCAGUAGUCUAGCACCUGCGUAUGCGUCUUUGGGAACUGGUUCCGUGUCAAAGGUCGAGGAUGGUUCUUAUGAGAACCAAAAAGUAGUGAAACAGCAUCAGAUCAUCCAUCAAGUAACGAUUAAUGACGAGUACCUGUACGAGGUUCCAGUUCUUUAAGAGCGAUAUUUCUCAAUCUUAAUCAUCUUGCGGGUACAGGGAGAGUGGAAACGGAUAGUUGGUUAACACGAGCACCUGCGCGAACUUCCAAUUCUUGAAUGUUCAAGUUGAAGUUCAAAGAUAGAUGAUAGUAGGGGUAUACAGGGGAGGUGAGAAUGGUAGGAUUGCAAGGAUAUGGGUAACCCGAAACCGGUGCGAACUUCCAUUUCUCCGAGAGCGAUGUUUUUCAUAUUGGAGUUCAAAUACGUUCAACAUCAUGCGGGUAGGGGCGGAUCCAGGAUUUUCCAAAGGGGGGGGGGGGAAUUUUUCGAAGGAAAAUUUUGACAAGCCUCCCCCCCAAAAAACCCCAAAUUAAGGAUAUUUCGUACCCUAAACAAUUUGGAAAGCAAAAAAAAAAAGGGUUUUCAAUUUAAAAAGAGGUGGCACAUCUCGGUCUUAAUGGCAUUUUUACAUUACAAAUGUUAAUUUUGCUUCUCAAAGGAGGGGGGGGGGGCCCUGGAUCCGCACCUGCAUGCGGGUGCAAGGAGAGCUUCUUCUUUAAUGUUCAAGUUCAAAUAUCUUUGUCAUCGUGCGGGAAAGAUACGGUAGGAUUGACACUUCUGGUUCUUUUAUGUUAAAGUUCAAAUUUAAAUAUCGUUUUCAUUGUGAGGGUAUAAUCCCCUUUUCACCAGAUGAAGUUCCCGCCUACGGUCUUCAAGUUCGAAAGGAACCAUAGGACGUGGCGGCAACUUCGUUUGAUUUACUCAAAAGAUGUAAAAUUUUCACGCGCGUGCCACGUCCGCGCCACGUCAUUGUUGCGUUUCCGGUGUUCCCACUAAGUUUAUUGUGCGCACAGAGUCGGUCCAUGCUGCGUCGAAACGGUUCACGCUACGUUCCGACUACAACCAGCAGAUUGCGCGACUUGCUUUGUCUCGUCUAUUUGGACGUAGCGCCAACUGAUUACACCAACGCUACGUCCAUGCAUUUCUCGCCGCGUCAAAGAAAACUAGCCAUGACGCAUUGGGAACUGCUACAGUGUAAUGAGAGCGUAUAGCGAGAACUGUUGUUUACGUAGCUGAGUCCGCAUGAUCUCUGGAGACCAAUUUUCCGCCACGUGGACUUUGAACAUGUCCAAAGUCCACACUCUAUGCCACGUCAAUAGUAGUUCUCACUACACUCUCAGUACGCUGUAGAAGUUCCCACUGCGUCAUGGCCAUUUUUAGUUGACGUAGAGAGAACUGCAUGGACGUAGCAUUGGUGUAAAGGCUGAAUGACAUGAAUUUUUACAGAGUAAAAUUCAGUACACAAACAGAUAAACAGUAAAAAAAAAAAAAAACUUUAUCAAAAUAGGAUUUUUGAUCAGCGAUGUACUGAGGGUUAAAAACAUGGAAAUGUAUAAUCAAAUGUCCUUCAUGAGUUGAAAUUCCAAAGUAUGAUUUAAAAAUCGCCUAAUGCAGUAAAUUAGGUAAAAUACUUUUAUUGCGAGCGGGUUUUUUUGUCUCAGGUUCUGUAAUAUUUACUGGUUUUCUAUACAUGUAUAUAGAAAAACGAAGUGAAUUGUAUUCCAAUUUAUCGAUAUUGGAUGAUUAAGAUAUUCAUUUUUUCAUGGCAAAUUGAUUUCGUAUGCAUUUAUGUUAGCAGAAAUGAACAACUUGUGGAAUAAAAGAAAAUAAACGUUUAUAUG